This is a messenger RNA of Amphiprion ocellaris (clown anemonefish), 2530 nucleotides long. RefSeq names its product gastrula zinc finger protein XlCGF57.1-like. The record is from RefSeq and is a predicted model, not a curated record. Bases 90 to 1628 code for a protein of 512 amino acids. Gene Ontology annotation, molecular function: RNA polymerase II cis-regulatory region sequence-specific DNA binding; DNA-binding transcription factor activity. Gene Ontology annotation, biological process: regulation of transcription by RNA polymerase II. The transcript has 2 exons. Lineage: Eukaryota; Metazoa; Chordata; Actinopteri; Pomacentridae.
UGCUAGCAGCGUUAGCAUGGUUAGCUCGGUGCAGCAGACGGUUGUGUUGUGGUGUCGCAGGUAAAUGUUCUCUAGUUGGAGGAGAAACGAUGUCUUCGGUCCAGCGGCUGGUCAGCGGGCGGCUCCCUGCGGCUUUUGAAGACGUUUUCCCGGUGUUUGAGAAGACUGUGGUCCGGCAGGAGGAGGUGGACCGUCAGAGCAGACUGCUGGAUGUCAGCUGGCAGCCCGAAAUAAAGCUGCACAGAAUCGGUGAGGAACACUGGGAGGGUCUCAGUGGAGAACAGCAGUGGACUGAUGGAGGAGAACCACAGCAGGAAGGAUUCACUGGGGUCUAUGGGGAACAUUCAGACCUCCUGCAACAACAUGCCUGUAAGGAAGAGGAGGUUCUUGAUAACCUGCAGCUCAGUAACCAGGACAGAAACUUAACAGAACCUCGACAGAUGAAAGAGGAACCAGAGCCUCUGCAGAUAAAACAGGAACCCGAGGAACUCUGUACUAGUCUGGACAUGGAUGAACCAAAGCCUCAACAGAUUAAAAAGGAACAGAAGGCACUCUGGACGAGUCUGGACAAUGAGGAACCAUACCUUUUACAGAUUAAAGAGGAACAGGAGGAACUAGAGCCGCCAGGGAUUAAAGAGGAACAGGAGGAACUCUGGACGAGUUUGGACAAUAAGGAACCACACCUUUUACAGAUUAAAGAGGAACAGGAGGAACUCUGCACCAGUCUCAUGGUACCCAUAUCAGAGAGUCAGUGUGAUACUGACACAUUGGAAAACUCUGUAAAUUAUGAGACUAUUGGAAAAACCUUAAAUAAUAAGUCCCAAAUUCAGGAUCAUAGCAAAGGUCACACAGGUGGGACGCCAUUUUUUUGCAACAAGUGUGGGAAAACUUUUCCUUUUAAUGCUCCCUUCAAAGUCCACAUGAGAACUCACACGGGUGAAAAACCGUAUUGUUGCAAAACAUGCGAGAAAACUUUCACAAGAAGUGAUAAAUUGUUGCGCCACAUGAGGACCCACACAGGUGAGAAGCCGUACCUUUGUACCACCUGUGGGAAAAGGUUUACUGACCCUUCAACAUAUAAAAGGCACAUAGCAAUCCACACAGGUGAAAAACCUCACCUGUGCAACAUCUGUGGGAAUGGAUUUAUCGACAAAUCCAAUUUAAAAAGGCACAUUAGAACUCACACAGGUGAGAAACCAUAUACUUGCAAAACAUGUGGGAAAGAUUUUGGUUAUAGCACUACCUUGAAAAUCCACAUGAGAACUCACACAGGUGAGAAGCUGCAUUCUUGUGAAACUUGUGGUAAAACUUUUAGACAUAUUAACAAGCUGUUGUGCCACAUGAGCACUCACACAGGUGAGAAGCCUUACCUCUGUAACACCUGUGGGAAUAGCUUUAUCGACAAAUCAAAUUUAAGAAGGCACAUUAGAACCCACACAGGGGAGAAACCUUAUCCUUGCAAAGUGUGUGAAAAAGAGUUUGCUCAUAGCACUACCUUAAAAAUCCACAUGAGGAUUCAUACAGGUGAGAGGCCGUUUGUUUGCAUCACCUGUGGAAAUAGAUUUAUUAACAACUCUAAUUUGAAACUCCACAUGAAGACUCACAGGGACAAGACGUCAGAGUCCUGAAACAUCUGUGGGUAAAGAAUGAUCAGGGAGGCCAGACUUGAAGAAACAUGUAAGAAUUGCACAGUUAAAAAGUUGAACUUUCAGAUUUAAAGCACUUUUAGGCUGUGCCUCAAUGAUAUUGUGAGUUUUUUGCACGAUGACAAACAGAAGCACACUGCAUUUGUACUUUCAAUAUUAUAGAUGUUCAUUUCAAACAAAAUGUUUGGAAACUGUCAUGUCAAAAAUCUUUACUUGUGUGAAUGGUUGUAAACUUUCCCAGAAGCUGUAAAGUUGCAGUGGAUUAGUACGUGACACAAACUGUGACCUAGUUUGUAUUUCUUUACAUUUUUAAGAAAUCACAGACAUCUGAUUAGCUUUUACAUUUUUUUUACUGGAAAUCUGUCACUAAGAAAUCUUAGAAGCAGUAGGAUUUCGUGACAGGUUCAGAAGUGUUCCCAUGACUGUAUCAUCAGUGUAAUGUACAUUACAUGAUACGAUCUCCAAACUUUCUGUUUCUGUUGUACCUUGUGAAUGCAAACCUGAGCUUAACACUUGAGGUUAGUUCAUAUGUUUAUUUUCUAUUAAUAAUAUUUUUUCCAUAUGUUCACCCAGUCUUAUUGGCUUCGUCUUUAUCUGGCUAACUUGAACUCUGCACUGGAAUUUUUGCUCAUCAUGUGUCCGGACAUUUGGCCUCAUGAGAAACAUGUGACCUGGAACUUCUGUCUAAUCUCUUUAGAGUCAAUAAAUCAUGUCGAGUCCCUUUUCAAACAAAUGACUCAACUUGUUGGCCAAGUAAUCCUAUUACAGCUGAUACUUUUGUUUUGAGGCAGUAUAACUUGCUGCCAGUGCCUCUUUGAUUAUGGUUUUCAGCAACUUUUUUGUUGGCUUUGUCUUCAUGUGUUAAUAAACCGCUUAAAAGAAAA